UCGCUGUUGUCAGAUGUCGGACAUCAGUUCUGUCCCCAGGGCUGAAAGCUGAUAGUCUCAACUGAAGAAUGUGACUUUUCAAAGAGGUUCAACUCGACAUGUCGGUGCAACUCUCUAAAAAACACUAGUUACAAGCAAAAUGUACUUCUGCCCUACAUAUGUUUUUGAAUGGUAUUUUUUGUUUUUUAUUGUUCACUGUAAACUGGCAUCUUGUGAACAUUGAGCUUUAACUCUGACCCUAAGUAAAGAGAAAUAAAGACAGUGGUAUAUUUUGCUGUAGGGCAUUCAUGAAUGACUGGGACUGACUUCGUCUCCAUGGUAACCAUAUGGGGUGGGGUCCUGGAAUUGUAUAAGAACCAUGUGUGAGGUAAAGAGGUGACUAGUGCACUAACAUCUCUGUUGAAGCUCAACUGGUCUUGUGUCUAACUUCUCCCCUCAGAUUAGUUUCUGCUUCAAUAAUGGCGGACCCUGUGGAGAAUCUAAGACAAAAGCUUGUUCAAAAGGGCGAAAGCAGCAUUAUUGACUUGGGCAGAAUCUUCAGGGAAAUGGCUAUAAAGGACAAGCGGAGGGGCGUGAGCUUUGAAGACUUUCAAAGCGGCUUGACCUCAUACGAAAUCAAUCUGGAGAAGGAGGAGGCCGAAGCCGUGUAUAAAGUGAUAGACAAAGAUGGAAGUGGGAGUGUUGACAUUACUGAAUUUAUCAAAGCUCUAAGGCCACCCAUAUCGGAGGCCAGAAAAGGAGCGGUCGUCAAUGCGUUUAAGAGGGUUGAUAAAGGAGGAGAUGGAGAGAUCACUAUAGAGGAUGUCAAAGACCACUACAACGCCAAGAUGCACCCUAUGGUUCGCCGUAAAAUGUGGACUGAGGAGCGGGCUCAACUCUGCUAUCUGAAAAUGUUUGAGAACCCUAAAGAUAAGGAUGGAAAGGUAACCCUGGAGGAGUUUCUAAACUUCUACUCUAAUGUGAGUGCAACCAUGGAGAAGGAUGAUGACUUUUUUGAAAUGCUAAACAAUGUGUGGAAGACCCAAAAAGGUGAGUAAAGGUGAGGAUACCAACCUUUUCUCUGAGGUCCACUGACAUCGACUUCUUGAAGAACUAUCACCAAAAUGCCUAAAUGUUUGAAGUGAUAUAAAUAUAUAUCAGAAAAAUAAAACCAGACGUUUGACGUA
Boleophthalmus pectinirostris (great blue-spotted mudskipper) is the source of this 1166-nucleotide messenger RNA. RefSeq names its product calcyphosin-like protein. The record is from RefSeq and is a predicted model, not a curated record. Lineage: Eukaryota; Metazoa; Chordata; Actinopteri; Gobiiformes; Gobiidae. Bases 459 to 1037 code for a protein of 192 amino acids. Gene Ontology annotation, molecular function: calcium ion binding. The transcript has 5 exons. Gene Ontology annotation, cellular component: vesicle.